AAUCCAGGCCGAUGGACGAGUGGCGCGCCGUCGCCAUCGACACGCUCGCCGGCUGGGCCGCGGGCGUCGUGUGCACGGUGGCCUUCCAGCCCGUGGACACGGUGCUCACGCGCCAGCAGUACGAGGUGCGCGCCGCGGGCGCGGCGAGCGUCGUGCUGCGCCAGGGCGGCCUCUGGCGGGGCACGGCGCCGCUCCUCGCGCUCGUGCCGCUCCAGAACGCGCUGUUGAUGGUCGGCUACGGCGCGGGCGAGCGCUGGGGCCGGGGCCUCGGGUCCGCCGCGGCGGAGCCGGCCGCGGCGCCGGCGCCGGCCGCGGUCUUCGCGGGCGGCUGCGCCGGCGGCCUCGCGCAGUCCUUCGUCGCGUCGCCCCUCGAGCUCGCCAAGGUGCGGCGCCAGCUCUGGCAGCCCGCGCCGCCCGUGGGCGCGGCGUUCCGGGGCCUCUCGGCGACGUUCUAUCGGGACGUCGUGCCGCACGGCGUCUGGUUCCUCGCGUACGCGGACGCGAAGGCGCGCCUCGAGGCGAGCCGGGGCGCCGACGACGCCACGGUGCCCGUCGUCGCGGGCGCCUGGGCCGCGACGGUGGCCUGGGUCGUGGGCUACCCCUUCGACCUGCUGAAGACGCGGAUCCAGGGCUCGCCGACGCCGCUCUCGCUGACGGGCGCCGCGCGGGACCUGCUCCGGCGCGAGGCCGCGCCGGGCGCCGUCAGCGCCGUCGCCGUCCUCUACCGGGGCCUCGGGCUCAAGCUCCUCCGCGCCGUGCCGUCGUCGGGCCUCAACUUCUUCGCCUACGAGUCCGCGAAGCGCGAGCUCGAGGCGCGAUGGGCCGUCUAAAUUUCUAGCGUCGUUCUCGAGCCCGACGCUGAGACUCGUCGCCCGC
Molecule: messenger RNA, 876 nt
Organism: Aureococcus anophagefferens
Lineage: Eukaryota; Pelagophyceae; Pelagomonadales; Pelagomonadaceae
Exons: 1
Coding region: 12-830 (272 amino acids)
Biological process (GO): mitochondrial transport; carnitine transmembrane transport
Cellular component (GO): mitochondrial envelope
Molecular function (GO): O-acyl-L-carnitine transmembrane transporter activity
Source: RefSeq, a predicted model, not a curated record